This is a messenger RNA of Exophiala bonariae, 711 nucleotides long. RefSeq lists its product as uncharacterized. The coding region runs from base 1 to 711 and encodes 236 amino acids. The record is from RefSeq and is a predicted model, not a curated record. Gene Ontology annotation, cellular component: RNA polymerase II, core complex. NCBI's taxonomy places the organism in Eukaryota, Fungi, Ascomycota, Eurotiomycetes, Chaetothyriales, Herpotrichiellaceae. Gene Ontology annotation, molecular function: DNA binding; protein dimerization activity. Gene Ontology annotation, biological process: transcription by RNA polymerase II. The transcript has 5 exons.
AUGUCUCUCCCAAGAGCCAUGACAAGGAAUGCCAAUGGGGCUGUCUCUGAGUUGCAGGACCAGAAAUGGCGACACUAUCCUAAGAAUCUACUCUACCGAGGGAAUGGUGACUCGACCUUCAAUGAUCCCUCCUUCAACCAACCCGAUCCAGCCAAGACCACUGUGUCCACGGUUUGUCCCAACACUGCCGCAUCGGAGGAUACCGAGGCUUCCCAGCCACCCUCGUCCUUCUCUUCUGCUGCCAGUAUUUCUCGCCUGCCGCGAGAGGGCAAAGAUGGAAGUUGGAAACACCAUCCCAGUCACAAACUUUACCAAUCCCAAGAUAUCAACCACCUCGAGAUCGAUCUACCCGAUACUACCGAAUCUUUCCUCCUUGAUGAAGGUGAGAAGAAGAUUGAAGAGAAGAUUGAUACUCGUACUCCCAACACCACCAUCUUCACGUUCAACAAGGAAGACCACACCCUCGCCAAUCUUCUUCGUGACAAGCUCUUGAAAAACAGCCACGUUACCUUCGCUGCCUAUCGAGUUCCCCACCCUCUCUUUGCCAAGUUCGAGCUUCGUGUCCAGACUGAUGGCGAGAUUACUCCUAAAGAAGCUGUUCUUGCCAGUUGCCGCGACACAAUCGGUGAAUUGAAUACCUUCAAAAGCAAUUUCACUCGAGAAUAUGAAUUGCGCAAGAUGGUUGGAAGUGGUGGCCAGAACGGAAAAUGA